AUGGCGACCACCACAUCCACUGACGCCACACUCAAGGAGUACCACAACGACAGCGGGAUCGACCACGCCGCGCCCAAAGCUGGCAUCAACGGCACCCAUCCGCGAGCCUACAACUAUGGAGGAAACCCCCUCGCUCACAUGAACACGGGCAAUUCGGCUCGGUUCCCAGCUUUCGGCGGAGAAUUCCAACCGGGUCUCUACAAGCCCACCACCGAGCGGAAAUUUGCCAACCCGGCCCCGCUCGGAUUGAGCGCUUUCGCGCUGACGACGUUUGUCCUGUCCUUGAUCAACAUUGGCGUGCGUGGUGUGAGCCAGUCGAAUAUUGUCAUUUCCCUCGCGUUCGGCUACGGGGGACUCGUCCAGCUGCUGGCGGGCAUGUGGGAAAUGGCCGUGGGCAACACCUUCGGCGCCACCGCCCUCUCCUCCUACGGCGGCUUCUGGCUCUCCCUCGCCAUCCUGCUCACCCCGGGCGGCUUCGACAUCGCCGCCGCCUACUCGCCCACCGACAGCACCGGGGCCGCGACGGGCGCCGGCGUCAACGACUUCAACAACGCCUUCGGCUACUUCCUCGCCGGCUGGUUCAUCUUCACCUUCAUCCUGCUGCUGUGCACCCUGCGCUCCACCGUCGCCUUCUUCAUGCUCUUCUUCACGCUCACGCUCGCCUUCCUCAUGCUGGCCGUCGGCCACCUCGAGGCGAGCGACGCCGGCGUGCCCCAGUCGGCGUGCAUCAAGGCCGGGGGCUACUUUGGCAUCUUUGCCGCCUUUCUGGCUUGGUAUAAUGCGCUGGCGGGUAUUGCCGAUGAUAGCAACUCCUUCUUCGUCAUCCCCGUCGCCCACUUCCCCUGGUCCGUCCAGGCCCGGCAGCGCAAAGAAGACAAAGGCGAGCGCGCUACCGUCUAA
Messenger RNA from Drepanopeziza brunnea f. sp. 'multigermtubi' MB_m1, 900 nucleotides. RefSeq lists its product as uncharacterized. NCBI's taxonomy places the organism in Eukaryota, Fungi, Ascomycota, Leotiomycetes, Helotiales, Drepanopezizaceae. The record is from RefSeq and is a predicted model, not a curated record. Gene Ontology annotation, cellular component: plasma membrane. Gene Ontology annotation, molecular function: acetate transmembrane transporter activity.